CUCGAUCAGUUCGAAAGAGUUAUUCGUUGCGAGCGGUCCACAUUUACACCUUGCAACAGGUGCGCUUCGUCGUCGAAUAAUCCGCCUGAUCGAUCGGGUAUUCGCCGAUGUCGGUUUCGGUCCACGUUAUCUUGCGCCAGAUCUGUCAUUUACCGUUUUCCUGCCAGAUCGGAGCAAAGUGCACAAACAUCCCAGCAACAGCAAAAAAAAGCUGCUAACUGAAUUCAAAAAAAACCCAAAAAAAUUGACAAAAAUAAGUGAAGUGCAAUCAAUAAUCCAGAGCGAUCCCUAUCAGGGCGUAAAAAAUGGUCCUUUUUUGGGCCAAGUGAAUUCAUUCAACAACUCGCGGGGCGUUCAAUUAUGCUAAGAGCACAGGCCAAAUGGCCAAGUGAGAGAGAACUUAAGACACCACUUACAGUCCGAAAAUAAAUACCAUUGAAAACUUCGAAAAAACCACCCACAACCAAUAAAGUUCAAAAAGGCUAUAAAAAAAACUUACCAAAUAAAUUGCUUAACAAAAGUGUAAAAAAGAACCCACAAGCAAGUAAUUAAAAUUCCACAAGAAGCUCAAUUUACUGCAGAACUUUAUAAGCCGAAAAACAAAAGGGGCCAAAAAAGCAGCUACAAGAACAUAAUGUCACUGCCAACAAGAAAAGACAACGAGAACUGAAAAUAAUUACAGGCCGAGAACAAUAAUAAUAAGCAACAUGAGCAGCCUGUCAGCAGGAGGAGGAGGAGGAUCGGGUGGAUCGGGAGGAUCGGGAGGAACGGGAGGAGGAGCAGAGGCCUCCACCAGCCAGCCAACAGUGACUGCCACUGGCAACAUGGAGCCGGCGAUGGUGCCACGUACCGCCAAUUUGCUGGCAUGCAAACAAUGGUGGCGCGUCUGCUUUUUGUACGGCGACCAGCAGAAAUAUUAUCGACAGCUCUAUAGCAAGGCGGCGGCCCAGCGGCUGGCGGACGCUAAUCAGGAGUCCGACAAUGGCCAAGAUCGGGAUCGGGAUAGGGAUCGGGAUCGGGAUAGGGAUCGGGACUACGACACCGUGGCCUGCGAUCUUAUCGCCGGGCAAUUAGAGGCCGGCGAGGAAGCGGACGAUGGCAUCGAUCUGGGCGAUCCGAGGGGAGGAGCUGUGCCCACGGGUCGUCCGCUCUUCCCGCUCUCCUCCAACUCCUCCUCUACCGCCUGCUCGCCGCGGCGCAGCAAGAAGCUCCUGCGAUCCCUGCGCGCCCACGUCCGCGGGGAGAGAUCGGGCAGGUCGGGUAUAUCAGGCACCUCGGUCGGGAGUAGCGAGCCCAGCGAGGUGACCCAGCGGAGCGCCAGGGUGACCGUCCUGGACGACCCCUUCCUCUUCGGCAUCGACGCCGAUCAUCUGGGCGACCUGGUGGUGCGCGGCAAGCGCUACAGUCCGCUGGACGCCGCCGAGAGCAUGGCCCAGUUCUGCGGCGAGCAAGAGGCCACGGCCCAGGUCCUGGAGAUCAUCGAACAGGAGGAGGAGGCGCCCAGGCCAGCCCUGCCGCCCAAGCAGAAGCAGCAGCGUCCAGUGCCGCCCCUGCCACCGCCACCGGCGAAUCGGAUAGCCCUUCAACCUGCAACACCACAAGUGCAGAACCUGCAACCCCUGACCGCCGGCGAUCUCCAGUUCCUGAAUUUGAGCCUGCGGCACAGGAGUUUACCGCGCAGCAUGAAGCCGUUUAAGGAUGCCCACGAUAUCAGUUUCACUUUCAAUGAGCUGGACACAAGCGCCGCAGCGGAAGUGGCCACAGGAGCCGCCCAGCAGGAGUCAAACGAGCCCAUCAGCCGGACUCCACUGACGCAGAUCUCGUAUCUGCAGAAGAUCCCCACGCUGCCGCGCCACUUCUCGCCCAGUGGGCAGGGCCUGGCCACGCCCCCCGCCCUCGGCCACAGCGGCCUGCCCAGCAGCUCCUCCGCCAGCGCCCUGUACGCGGCCCAAACCGCCGCCGGCCUCCUGCCCACCUCCCCGCUGCCCCUGCAGCGCCACCAGCAGUACUUGCCGCCGCACCACCAGCAGCUCCCUGGAUCGGGAUCGGGAUUGGGAUCGGGAUUGGGAAUGGGAGCAGCAGGAGGGCCUUCCCAGUACUCACCCAAAUACUCGAAUGCCCCGCUACCGCCACCGCCGCACCACCAUCACCAGCUGUCGCCGGCCUUGUCCACUCCCUCGCCGCCCUCGCUGCUCCACCACCCCGCCGGCGGCACCUCCUCCGCCUCGGCACACGCCCCCUUCCUGGGCGGACCGCACAUGGACCUGCAGCGGCAGUCGCACUCGGACGACGACAGUGGCUGCGCUCUGGAGGAGUACACCUGGGUGCCACCCGGACUGCGACCCGAUCAGGUUCGCUUGUAUUUCUCGCAGAUACCCGACGACAAAGUGCCAUACGUCAACAGUCCGGGGGAGCAGUAUCGAGUGCGACAAUUGCUGCAUCAACUUCCGCCGCAUGAUAACGAGGUUCGUUACUGUCACUCACUGACGGAUGAGGAGCGCAAGGAGCUGCGGCUCUUCUCCACGCAGCGCAAGCGCGAUGCCCUGGGCCGCGGCAAUGUGCGGCAGCUGAUGAGCGCCCGACCCUGCGACGGCUGCGACGACCUAAUCUCCACGGGCGACAUCGCCGUGUUCGCCACGCGACUGGGCCCCAAUGCCAGCUGGCAUCCGGCGUGCUUCGCCUGCUGCGUCUGCCGCGAGCUCCUCGUGGACCUCAUCUACUUCCACCGCGAUGGACGCAUGUACUGCGGACGCCACCACGCCGAGACUCUCAAGCCGCGCUGCUCGGCCUGUGAUGAGAUCAUCCUGGCGGACGAGUGCACGGAGGCGGAGGGCAGGGCGUGGCACAUGAACCACUUCGCCUGCCACGAGUGCGACAAGCAGUUGGGCGGGCAGCGGUACAUCAUGCGCGAGGGCAAACCCUACUGUCUGCACUGCUUCGACGCGAUGUUCGCCGAGUACUGCGACUACUGCGGGGAGGCCAUCGGGGUGGACCAGGGCCAGAUGAGCCACGACGGGCAGCACUGGCACGCCACUGACGAGUGCUUCUCGUGCAACACGUGCCGCUGCUCGCUGCUGGGCCGCGCCUUCCUGCCGCGCCGCGGGGCCAUCUACUGCUCCAUCGCCUGCAGCAAGGGCGAGCCGCCCACGCCGUCGGACAGCUCCGGCACGGGCAUGUACCCCACGCCCACCCCGCCCACGCAGCGGCUGCGGCCCCACCCCCCGGCGCCCCUGCCGGCGCGCAUUCCCAGCAGCCACGCCUCCAGCUCGCCGCCCAUGUCUCCGCAGCAGCAGCAGCAGCACCAGGCGACCUUCAACCAGGCGAUGUACCAAAUGCAAAGCCAGCAGCUGGAGGCGGUGGGUGGUCUGGGGGGCGGACUGGGUGGCGGACUGGCGGAGCAGGGCAAGAGCUAUGCCACCUCGGACUCGGACGCGGGCGUGGUCAAGGACAUGCAGCCCGGCGGCGAUCUGACCGACUUCUCGGGCGGCCGCGCCUCGAGCACCUCGCAGAACCUGUCGCCGCUGAACUCGCCGGGCGACUUCCAGCCCCACUUCCUGCCCCAGCCCAUGGAGCUGCAGCGCGACGGGGUCUACAACUUCAACGAGAUGGCCUCGAACCUGGACGCCGCCUGGCCGGCGAAGCCGGCGAACAGCUACCAGCUGCAGCGGCAGCUGCUGGAGCACCCGCACGCCGCCAGCAUGCCGGAGCUGGUGGAGCCGCCCGCCCACCUGGCGCAGCACCUGUCGCAGCUGCACGCCGUCUCCGCCUCGCAGCAGUUCCAGCAGCACGAGUACGCGGACAUCCUGCACCCGCCACCGCCGCCGCUGCCGCCGCAGGGGGAGGUGCCCGAGCUGCCCACGCCCAACCUGAGCGUGGCCUCCACGGCCCUGCCGCCCGAGCUCCUGGGCUCGCCCACCCACUCGGCCCUGUCCGCCCAGUCGGCCGGCCACGCGCCCCCCCACCCGGUGUCCAUCCUGAGCGGCGCCUCCUCCUCCUCGCCCAUGAGCGGGGAGCCGGGCACGGCCAAGAAGAAGGGGGUGCGCUUCGAGGGCAUUCCGGACACGCUGCCCCGAUCGCGCAGCUACUCGGGCAACGGGGCGGGCACGAGUGGCGGGGGCGGUGGCGAGAGGGAGCGGGAGCGGGAUCGGGACAAGGACAAGGACAAGGAGGGCGGCCAUGGUCGCCAUGGACAUGGCCACUCCUCCCGCAGGCGCAGGCGUCGCAAGUCCUCCUCCAGUGGCACACACCAUCGCAGUGGCAGCGGCCAUCGCUCGCACUCGACCACGCGGGCGGACACCUAUGCGCCCGCACAGCCACUCUCCGCCUCCUACCAAGGUCCACCCUCGGCGCUGCAGGCUGCCAGCCUGGUCCACGAGUCGCCCAGCCGACAGCAGAGGGAUCGGGAUCGGGAACGAGAGCGCGAACGCGAACGGGAGGAGUCGGAGGAGUCGGACGUGUGCUCCACCUGCUCUUCGAGCUCCUCCAGCUCCGAGGACUACAUGAUGAUGUACCAGCUGCCGCAGAGGCGCCACUACGGCGGCGUGCGCGUGAGCUACGUGCCCAACGACGCACUGGCCUACGAUCGGAAGAGGAAGCCCAGCGAGAUGGGCGGCGACAAGGACAAGAACUGCAUCAUCUCGUGAUGCAGCCCGCUGGAGGGGCUCUCCAAUCAGAGCCCAGCUGCCGAUGCCGAUGCAGGGGUUAUUAAUGUGGCCCCACGGGCAACUGCGACUACAACUGCGAGUCGUGGCUAACGAAGUGGCCCAGAACGCUGGCGGGGAUCAUCAAUUCGGUGGCCACUGCCACAGCCACUGCCACAGCCACUGCCACAGCCACUGCCGCACCACAAAGCAAAGCAAAGUUCAACUUGACUCUAAGGCGCCUAGGAUGCUAGGAUGCACACACAAACAUACAUAUGCAACUCCCGAGGAGGAGAGACCGUAGAAUAAGAGCCAACACUGUUCCAAAUACACAUCCGUAGUUAAGCUAAUGAAGAUUCAACCUACAUAUAUUUUUACAUUUACAAGACGCGCAGAGAAGAUAUUUGCAGAUUACCCUAUUUAUACAUUUAACUUAUAUUUAUUGCAUUACUAGGCCUACGAGAUACGCUAAGUUUGUACCUAGACGACUAAGUAGAAAAGCGAAGGGUCCCCCACACUCAGAUGCUGGCAAUUGGGCUAAUGAAACUAUACAAUAACUCUACUUUAAGGCGAUAACUGUAUGACAUUCACGAGAAUAAAGAGUUCAAAGAAAGUGGAUCCUA
This is a messenger RNA of Drosophila gunungcola (fruit fly), 5263 nucleotides long. It is a transcript of the gene pk, whose product is annotated as protein prickle. The record is from RefSeq and is a predicted model, not a curated record. Gene Ontology annotation, molecular function: zinc ion binding. The transcript is spliced from 7 exons. The coding region runs from base 708 to 4643 and encodes 1311 amino acids. Lineage: Eukaryota; Metazoa; Arthropoda; Insecta; Diptera; Drosophilidae.